This is a messenger RNA of Anopheles nili, 1743 nucleotides long. Its product is annotated as transmembrane protein 235. The transcript has 6 exons. The record is from RefSeq and is a predicted model, not a curated record. Bases 1 to 879 code for a protein of 292 amino acids. NCBI's taxonomy places the organism in Eukaryota, Metazoa, Arthropoda, Insecta, Diptera, Culicidae. Gene Ontology annotation, cellular component: membrane.
AUGCCCUGCAGUGCGGUAACGCUGUCGCUCGCGACGAUAUCCGCCAUCAUCGCCGUUGCCCUGUUGGCAAUCGCCUUCUCGACAGACAACUGGCAGAGCUACGAGGUGAAGCGGUCCAACAUACAGAGCUUUAUUGCCAAACAUCCGGACGCGGCCGCCCUGACGGAUAGCUUCAACAACCGGCUCAUCUACUACACCCGAACACGCGGCCUAUUCCGGUACUGCUACCCGAAGGAGCGUCCUCCAGCAUCGUCCGUUCAAAUCUACCUUUCGCCCGUCGAAACGCACUGCUCCAACAUCGAUUACUUCCCUGCGAACGAGGAGCACAAGGAAUCGGACUCGUUCACCGAUGACAUCAUGACUCGGCUUCAUCUGGCGCGUUCCGUCAUCGCCGCCUUCAUCCUGAGCUUUGUCGUCAUCUUCUGCGCCUUCUGGACGGGACUCUCGGGAUGCUGGAAGCGCUCGGCUGGCGCAAUUACGGCGACUGCCAUCCUGAUGCUGACUGCCUGCCUGCUCGCCGCCGGCGCCAUGGGUCUGUGGCACACGGUUGAGUUUUUCGAGAAGGAAAAGGUCGUUGGCGAGGAGUACUACCAGCAGUGGAACACCGUCCUUCGAGACAACACUCGUCUGUCGUACGACUGGUCGUACAUUGUGGCCUGGGCCGGUGUGGCCUGCAGUCUGCUGGCCUCGAUCCUGCUGUCCGGUGCGGCCGUCUGUCUUCGGGGCGAACGCGAAAAGGAAGAACAGUUGAACCUGCAGUAUCUGAUGCCUGUGUACCCCCAAAAGCAGCCUCCCUACCCCUACGGUGGUUUCCCCCAGCCCCAGCUCUAUCCGCAGCCAUACUACCACGGAUCGCAGUACGGACCGUACAACUAUUGAGUAAAACUUUUCCCCCGCUGACACGGAGAACGACCGAAUCGAAUGAAAGCGUUAUGCGAAACGACAAAAGCUUGAACAAAAAAAAAACAGUAACAGUAGGACGCGUACUGCUGCCUCGGAUGGUGGUUUUCCCCACCGAUCGGAAGGGAUUUUCUCUCCGGCACUCCGGUGGCGUACGUUUAACCAUGAAUCAACCAGAACGCGCGUCCUCUCAGGAUCGCAUUUCUGCGCGUUCGUCGUGAAAACUUUUACUCAAUACUCCAUCCGAUCCUCCCCAUUUUGGGUUCGAUUUUCCGAACAACCGAUCGACCGUACACAGCCCCGUAACUCCUCUACGACCUUCAACGACCUUCAUGGCCAUGGCCGCCACCCCGCGUACUAAACUCCACACUAACGGGCUUCGGUCUUCCAGGGGUCCAAGGGUUUUCCAUUUAACGCACCGAUGUAACCGAUGUAAUUCCCCGAAAAAAUGGGCGCCCUUUGCUUGAAGGCACGCCUCAAUCGAUCGAUUUCCGUCGCUCAGGUGACCGGGAGUCCUGCGGCUUGGUCGCCUGGCGUCCGGCACACCACAUCCCAGAAUCACGCUUCUUCUCAUCAUGCAGCUAGGUUAGUCGAACGUGGCAUGGCCGAUCGCCGAUCGUGCCCCUCUGCGUUUCCUUAUGUAUUAUGCGGCGUAUAUGUAGAGGUAAAUUUAGCGUAGUGUUUUCGUAUUUUCGUGCUAGCGUAGGAGAGCGAGUUAAAUAUGAAUCGGUAAUUCGCGCGUAACGUAGAUGAUAGAGUAACGUAUGCAUUAACGGCGACCGUACUGAGGAGUGAGCUGCUGAAAUCGUGUGUACGAUAAACGGCGAGCGAGUCGAUUAGAAU